UUCAAUAUAUCUGAGGCUGUCACACAGAGUGCAAGUUUUAAGUGAAAAGAAACAAUGUAUGCACUAAGCAGCUCACUUGUGCGUUCCCCAGCACUUCGCCAAGGCCUACAAAAGGCCGCGGCUAAUCGUCAGGUGUCAUUGAAAGUUGUCUCUGUCGGCUCAACCAUCAAGGAUGAGAGUUUCUUUGAGAAAAAUGAACGUCUGGGACGCCAGAUGUCACCGCACUUGACCAUCUACAAGCCGCAGCUCACCUCAAUGCUCUCCAUCAUGCAUCGUGGCACCGGCAUGGCCAUGGGCGUCGGCGUUUGGAGCUUGGGCAUUGGCGCACUAAUCGCCUCUCAAGACAUCAGCCACUACGUCACCAUGGUGGAGGGUCUCCAACUGAGCGCCGCCUCCUUGACCGCUAUCAAGUUCAUAAUCGCCUAUCCGUUUGGCUACCACGCCGCCAAUGGUAUUCGCCAUCUGCUCUGGGACACUGGUCGUUUCCUCAAGAUCAAAGAGGUCUAUUCCACCGGUUAUGUAAUGGUUGCCACAUCCGUCGUGCUAACCGCCAUCUUGGCCCUUCUCUAAACAGAGGCUGCGUGUAAUUAAAUUUUAGUACGAACAAGUCUAUUAUUUGUUAAAUGCAUAAUACAUGUACAGUUUAUUUAUA
Messenger RNA from Drosophila hydei, 652 nucleotides. It is a transcript of the gene SdhC, whose product is annotated as succinate dehydrogenase cytochrome b560 subunit, mitochondrial. Gene Ontology annotation, molecular function: succinate dehydrogenase activity; electron transfer activity. The transcript is spliced from 2 exons. The record is from RefSeq and is a predicted model, not a curated record. Gene Ontology annotation, biological process: tricarboxylic acid cycle; mitochondrial electron transport, succinate to ubiquinone. Bases 55 to 570 code for a protein of 171 amino acids. Gene Ontology annotation, cellular component: membrane. Lineage: Eukaryota; Metazoa; Arthropoda; Insecta; Diptera; Drosophilidae.